Alnus glutinosa is the source of this 3784-nucleotide messenger RNA. Its product is annotated as protein FAR1-RELATED SEQUENCE 2-like. Gene Ontology annotation, molecular function: zinc ion binding. NCBI's taxonomy places the organism in Eukaryota, Viridiplantae, Streptophyta, Magnoliopsida, Fagales, Betulaceae. The record is from RefSeq and is a predicted model, not a curated record. Gene Ontology annotation, biological process: regulation of DNA-templated transcription. The coding region runs from base 312 to 2915 and encodes 867 amino acids. The transcript has 12 exons.
CUCUCUCUCUCUCUCUCUCUCUCAGGCAUUUAGCAGGGUGUUUGUGACCUUUGCGCGAGCAAAGUAAAGAAUUUCUCCGAUUUUCUGUUGUUGCUCUUGUUUUGGCGAAUUUGAUUUCUCGGACUUUUUCUGGAAAAUGGGGGAAGAGAAAAAGAGAGCGUGAAGUAAAAUUAUUAUCUUUUUGGGUCUUUACUCUUUAGGAAAUGAAAAGCUGAGUUGAGUGGAGAUUAUGUCUGGGUGCGCGCUGAGAUUCCAAACAACUGUGUAACUUUUGAAAAUGACAUUUUCUGAUCAAUAAACUAUAUUUUACCAUGGAGAUAGAUCUUGAACUGCCUUCAUACGAACAGGAGAAAUUAGAGAUUGGAUCAAAUACAAAUGUUGAUGAUGUGGUUGGUGCAGAUGGGUUACAUGUUGAGGAAGAAGUUUUAAAUUCUCCUACAACAAGCGAACAUGUUGAGGAAGUAAAUGGACCAAAUGUAAGUGAAAGUGUUAUCAGUGUUAUUGGUGUUUGUAAUGAGGUUGAUGUUAACACCAUUGUGCUGAAUGUUGUUAAUAAAGGGGCCAUUCAUGAGCCCCAUAAUGGAUUUGAAUUUGAGUCAAAGGAGACAGCAUAUUCUUUCUACAGAGAAUAUGCUCGGUCUGUGGGAUUUGGCAUCACCAUAAAAGCUAGUCGGCGCUCAAAAAAAUCAGGAAAAUUUAUUGAUAUAAAAAUUGCGUGUUCAAGAUUUGGAAGCAAGCGUGCCUCUAGCACAUCUGUGCAACCACGGCCAUGUAUAAAAACAGACUGCAAGGCAGGCAUGCAUAUGAAAAGGACACCUGAUGGGAAAUGGGUUGUGCAUAGUUUUAUCAAGGAGCAUAACCAUGAGAUUUGUCCACAUGAUUUUUAUAAUUCUAUCAGGGGACAUAACAAGCAAUCUGGUAUUGUUGCUUGUCAAAAGAAGGGUCUGCAGCUGGCUUUAGAUGAAGGAGAUGUGCAAGUGAUGCUUGAAAAUUUCAUGCACUUGCAGGAUUCAAACCCCAACUUCUUUUAUGCAAUAGACUUGGACCGUGAAAAGCUUUUAAGAAGUGUGUUCUGGGUUGAUGCAAAGGGUAGGCUUGAUUUUAACAAUUUCUGUGAUGUAGUUUUCUUUGAUACUUUUUAUGUUAAAAACAAAUAUAAAGUUCCUUUUGUUCCUAUUAUUGGAGUUAAUCAUCACUUCCAGUAUAUUUUGCUGGGAUGUGCAUUGAUUGGUGAGGGGACUACAUCAGCUUUUGUUUGGUUAAUGCGGACAUGGCUUAAAGCAGUCGGUGGCCAAGCUCCAAGACUAAUAAUCACAGAUCAAGAUGAGUUCUUGAAAGACGCUGUUGCAGAUGUCUUUCCUGAUAGACGCCAUUGUUUUUGUCUAUGGCAUAUAUUGGGGAGGAUUCCUGAAAAUCUGGGUGGUAUUGUAAAUGUAAAUGAAAAAUUUAUGGCAAAAUUUAACAAAUGCAUUUACCAGUCUUGGACAGAUGAGCAUUUUGAAAGAAGAUGGUGGAAAAUGGCUGAUAAAUUUGAACUGAAGGAGGAUGAAUGGUUCCACUCAUUGUAUGAAGAUCGUAGUAAGUGGGUCCCAGCUUACAUGCGGGAUUCCUUUUUAGCUGGACUGUCUACAGCUGAGAGAUCUGAAAGCAUAACCUCGUUCUUUGAUAAGUACAUAUGUAGGGAAACUUCAUUCAAGGAGUUUAUUGAGCAGUAUAAAACAUUUCUGGAAGACAGAUAUAAAAUGGAAACUGAAGCCGAUUUUGAAACACGCCACAAACAACCUGCAUUGAGAUCUCUCUCACCUUUUGAGAAACAAAUGUCAAGAGUUUAUACUGAUGCAAUAUUUAAGAAGUUUCAGGUUGAGGUUCUUGGAGUAGUUUCAUGUCAUCUGCAAAAGGAAAGGGAAGAUAAAGGAACCAUGAUAUUCCGAGUUGAUGACUUUGAAGAACAAAAGAAUUACAUUGUAGCUUGGAAUGAAGCAGAGUUGGAUAUAUGUUGUUUAUGUCGUUCAUUUGAAUACAGGGGUUUUCUUUGUAGACAUGCAGUACUUGUUCUUCAAAUUUCUGGUGUUACUAACAUCCCAUCCCACUAUAUUUUGAAGCGCUGGACAAAAGAUGCAAAAGUCAGGCAAACUAUUAGUCAGAUAUCAAAUGGGCUCCAUUACAGGGUACACCGUUUCAAUGAUCUAUGCAAACAUGCGGCUAGAUUGGUUGAAGAAGGGUCUUUAUCAGAAGAAACUUAUAAUAUAGCAUUUCAAGCAUUAGAGGAAGUAUUGAAUCAUUGUGUGGAUGUGAACAAUUCUGUCAGGAGUAUUUCAGAGCCUAACACAAUGGCAAUUCAUGGUUUCCUUGACAUCGAAGAAGAGAAUCACAACAACAGCACGGGCAAAUCAUCCAAAAAAAAGAAAACAUAUCACAAAAGAAAGGGACAUUGUGAGCCAGAUGGAAGAACUAUUGGGAUGCAAGAGAACUGCCCGCAGAUGGAGCAGAUGAACUCAAGAGCACACAACUUGGAUAAUUGUUAUGUAUCUCAGCAGGACGUGCAAGGGGUGGAACUGAGUUCUAGAGCCUCUACUCUUGAAGGAUAUUUUGAUGCUCAACAAAGUAUACAUGCGGUGGGACCGUUGAACCCAAAUUCUCCUAUACCUGAUGAUUAUUAUAGCAAUCAACAGGGCAUCCAGGAGCUGAGACAGUUGCAUUCAGUAGCAACACGUGUUGGUCAAUAUGAGACCCAACAGAGCAUGCAAGGACUGUUGCAUGGACAGCUUAGUUUCAAAGCAUCAGCCAUACACGGGUGUUUUGACGAUCAGGACAAUCUACAAGAUAUGUCAGUGGGCUCCUCACAGUUUCACAAUAUUGCUUCAAAGCAUCUGCAGAAUAAGCACCUUUCUCAGCAGCUGGAAAGAUAUCAAUGAAUGAGAGAACCCUCUUCUCUACUCAUGUAAUGGUGUAUUUGUGAAUUCUUGGGAAUCAUGCUGGUGUUACAUGCGCAGAAUAUCGACCGAAAAUCUCCUUUUAGGAUCUCCAUGACCAUAAUCAGGAGCUUCCAAUGACAUGGCAAAUGUGCUUAUGAAUUGCCGUUGCAAGAGCUCUUUCUUACUUGGACUCAGCAGCUUCCUUACCCAUAUAUUCACAGUGAUAACAAGUCUACAGAUACAUUCUUAGAUGAUAAGUAUAAGAGCAAAACUAGCAGACGGCGGGGCUUGUAGAUCACUUGCCAUAUAUCAAUUUCAAGUACAAGGAGCUUUUGGGUAUUUGGAUGCAUAGUAUUUCCCAUCAAGCCAAUUUAUGGAGAAGAGUGAGUACUACCGUAUGGAAAAGAGUGAUUAUUGUUGAGCUUUUGACUGGUAAAAACCAAUCUCUUGGCAACAUAGCCAGAAGAAGGUAGAUCUGUGGAGGAGUUUGUGGAGGCAUGUAAGAAGGCUACAGGAGUUGCCAUCAAGAUUGAUUACCCAACCUAAAGUUUACAGCGAGCCCUCUAAGAUCCGGCUAUGAACUGAACUGGGUAGCAAUAUACACCAAUCUUACAGAGAGUUUGCAGAUUGCAUGGAGAUGGAAAAAGUCACAUCAUUAUGGGUAUGGAGCCCCUUAGGCAUGAAAGGAUCACAGCAUUCCAUGCGUUGUUGAUUUCAGCUGCUGCCUUCUAUUAUUGCUCAUGAGCUACUGAUACAUGUACAACAAGAGAAAGAACAGUUCAUCUAUUGACAACACUUGCCCCAUGUUCUUCAUGUAAAUAUUUCAUGUCAUGACUAUAUAAAUAGUCAAAUUCUAACCCCUUGAACCA